AUGGCAGGAUUCGCAGACAUUCUGUUUGAUGCAGAUGAAUAUGACGAGUUCGAAGAUGCAGACGUCGUGGGUUCGUGGGGCGAUGAGGAUGAUUUUGGAGAUUUCGAGACUAGUGAGACGCCUGUUGUCAGCAGCAAACCGCCGAAGCCUUCAUCAGUGCAACCGAAAAAAGUCAACCCAUCAUCAGCACCUGUGACUUCAUCUGCUGUAGAUCUGUUAGGCUUUGACGACCCAGUGAAGACGACGAGUAAACCAACACCACGACCAGCGCCGGCAAGCGCAACAAAGCCAAAACUCCCGACACGCAAACCUCCAGUCACACGCCCGGCUGCCGUGCCUCGCCAGGAAUCCAUGCACUCAAAUGACGAUGCAUGGGAUGACUUCGAAAUUUCACAGCCCCCACAGCCAACGAAGCAAUUACCACAAACAACCCCUCCAGAACAAACUCCACAGAUUAAACUACCAGAAAACGUCCUAGGCGAUCUCACAACCCUUCCUACAACCACAGGCGUAGCUCCCUCCAACAUCCCACCCCCUUCAGUCCUCCUGUCGAUCUUUGGCCCCGUCUUGACUUCCCUAGCUCUCCAAUUUCUACACCCCUUGAGCACCCUUUCCUCCACCCAAAAAUCCCACUUCCUCUCAUUAGCAACAACAAAAUCCUUUCUCGCCAGCUACAUCACCCUCACCCACGUGCUUGGCCACAUAAUCGCCGGCCGCAAGUCUCGCUGGAAGCGCGACAAACAUCUCGCUCAAAGCAUGAGCAUUGGCCCCGCAACCUCCGGCCGCAGCGGCGGCAUGAAACUCGCUGGCCUCGAUAAAUCUGAAGCCGGCCGCGAAGAUACCGAAGUCCAAGUCGUGUUGUCUGCAUGGCGCGAACAAGCAGGUAGAUUGAAAACUGCAGUCACCGGUGCUUCAGUGCAUGGAAUCAAACUCACCGUACCGGACUUGGGUGAUGCGCUUCCUGUGCGGGUGGCUAAAGCAUCUGAAGGUGCGAUCACGAGCACGCAGGCUUGUGCGUUGUGUGGCUUGAAGAGAGAAGAGAGGGUGGCUAAGGUGGACGUGGCAGUCGAGGACAGUUUUGGAGAGUUUUGGGUCGAGGGGACGAAUAUGCAUCGGUCGUGCCUGAGGUUCUGGGAGCUGUUCAAGACUAGACUGAUGUCGAGGUGA
Messenger RNA from Aureobasidium namibiae CBS 147.97, 1167 nucleotides. RefSeq lists its product as uncharacterized. NCBI's taxonomy places the organism in Eukaryota, Fungi, Ascomycota, Dothideomycetes, Dothideales, Saccotheciaceae. The record is from RefSeq and is a predicted model, not a curated record. The transcript has a single exon. The coding region runs from base 1 to 1167 and encodes 388 amino acids.